Molecule: messenger RNA, 510 nt
Organism: Dichotomopilus funicola
Lineage: Eukaryota; Fungi; Ascomycota; Sordariomycetes; Sordariales; Chaetomiaceae
Product: NUDIX domain protein
Exons: 2
Coding region: 1-510 (169 amino acids)
Molecular function (GO): hydrolase activity
Source: RefSeq, a predicted model, not a curated record
AUGUCUGAUCAAAACCCCAUAGAAAGGCGGGUAAUCGGCACAAGGCAAGGAGGAGUUCAGUACUCCGAGCGUCUCGCCGUCCGGGUUGUUGUCCUUUCACCCAAGGGUGAGGUCGCUCUUGUCAAAGCGAAUCGAGACAAUUACUACAAGCUACCCGGCGGUGGGAUCGAGAGCGGAGAGGAUCAUGGAAAGGCCGCUGAAAGGGAGGUGCUGGAAGAGACCGGCUGCCACGUCUUGGUGAAACCCGGAUGUUUCGCUACCACGGAGGAGUUCCGCAACGACCUGCACCAGAUCUCUUACUGCUACCGAGCUACCUUGCUUGACGGUCACCAGCCCGGAAAUCCGGAACUGACAGAGGAAGAGGUAUCGGAUGGCUUGAAACAUGAGUGGGUUCCGGUCGAGAAAGCGCUGCAGACCAUGGAAAAUGUGGAACCUACCUCUAAGUUGGGGCGUUACAUCAAGGAACGAGACCUGUUUCUCUUGACUGAGUUUCUCAAGUCCAUCCAGUAA